UUUUCUGGGUUAGGGAAUACUAUAAAUAACGUUACUCUAGUUCAAAUUCUGGCCUUAUUUUUCAAAGAUCUCUGAAUUUUGAAAAAAAAAAUUUGAAACUGGUCCACACAGUCUAGUCUAAAAUGAAGUGGGUUAGCUUGAUCUUGAAUAUUGGAUUCCUGUCUAAUGGUCUUGUUUAUUUUUCUUGUACAAGGAAGAGAAAGGAAAAAUGUCAGGAUCUCAGUCAGGAGGCAAUGUGAUGACGAGUCGGGAACCGUUCAACUCGGGUCUUCAGAAGAGUGUGGCACAGUCACAGCCGGUGAUGCAGAACAUGCGUUUAUCGUUUAGUUCUGACAGGACAGCUGUGUACAAACCAGUGAAUCCGCCGUCACCUACCUACCCGGCGGAUGUCGGUGGGGUGACGUCAUCUCCAGUGCAAGGAAUGAAUAUGAACAUGGGAGGAGGGAAUGAGUCCAUGAAGAAGAAGAGAGGGAGGCCUAGAAAGUAUGGGUCAGAUGGCGCAAUGGCAUCCGCCUUCGUGCCCUCACCCACAUCUGCCUCCACUAAUCAAUCAGGUGGCGGAGGCUUCUCUUCUCCGCCAGGAGGAUCAGCUUCACCGAAUUCUUUGAAGAAAGCUAAAGGCAGACCGGCUGGUUCUCGCAAGAAAGAUCAGUUUGAGACUCUUGGAUCAGCCGGGCCUGGAUUUACGCCUCAUAUUAUCACUGUGAAAGCUGGAGAGGACGUGUCAUCGAUGAUAAUGUCAUUUUCUCAACAUGGUCCUAGAGAUAUCUGUAUCCUCUCAGCAAAUGGAGCCAUAUCAAAUGUGACUCUCCGUCAACCAGCAACAUCUGGUAGAACUGCAACUUAUGAGGGGAGAUUUGAGAUUCUUUCACUUUCUGGUUCGUUUUUACUAUCUGGAAAUGGUGGUCAGCAGAGUAGAACUGGAGGACUUAGUGUCGCAUUAUCUGACCCAGAUGGCCGUGUUUUAGGUGGUGGAGUGGCUGGUCUACUAACUGCUGCAUCCCCUGUUCAGGUGGUUGUGGCGAGUUUCAUUGCUGAAGGUCGCAAGGAAUCAAAACCAUCUGACCAUAUGGAACCUCUGUCUGCCCCUUCAAACAUUAUUGCAGGUGGUGGGUCAGCAGGAGCUAGCAGCCCACCCUCACGAGGGACUCUGAGUGAAUCAUCCGGUGGACCUGGGAGCCCGCUUAAUCAGAGUACAGGGGCCUGCAAUAACAAUCACCCUCAAGGUUUGGCCACAAGCAUGCCAUGGAAGUAAAACCUUUGUAACUGAAAUGCUAGUUUGUGUAGUAGGCAUGGGCUCUGGUGUUGUAUACCAUUUAGUGUAGGCAUUAAAGAGACCUAUUUCUAAGUUAAGCGAUGUGCAAGUUCAGUAGAAUAAGACUGUCAAAUGUUUUCUGGGUUUGACUUUGAUGCUGACUGGAAACUGGAAAGUGGGAGUUAUGUAGCUUUUAGAGGUGGGCUUUGGCUUUUGAGGUGGCUGUUGUUUGCAGGAUAGAGAGGUUUUUAGAAGGUUUCAGAACAGUAUGACUUUUUUUGGUUCAUUGUUGUUGUUUGUCCUUAAUUUUGUGUACUGGAAUAAAAAAUGCCCCUUUUUAUCUCCA
Mangifera indica (mango) is the source of this 1601-nucleotide messenger RNA. Its product is annotated as AT-hook motif nuclear-localized protein 10-like. Bases 209 to 1255 code for a protein of 348 amino acids. The transcript has 5 exons. Lineage: Eukaryota; Viridiplantae; Streptophyta; Magnoliopsida; Sapindales; Anacardiaceae. Gene Ontology annotation, molecular function: minor groove of adenine-thymine-rich DNA binding. The record is from RefSeq and is a predicted model, not a curated record.